This is a messenger RNA of Colletotrichum phormii, 1760 nucleotides long. RefSeq names its product ABC1 family-domain-containing protein. The record is from RefSeq and is a predicted model, not a curated record. Lineage: Eukaryota; Fungi; Ascomycota; Sordariomycetes; Glomerellales; Glomerellaceae. Bases 7 to 1566 code for a protein of 519 amino acids. The transcript has 2 exons.
AAACUGAUGUACCUCCUCGGCGGCAUCACUCUUACGGCAUAUGCUGCUGACCGGUAUUAUCUGGGGAGUGUGGGGAUGCGCAGUGUCAGGGCCUACGGGACCAUGGCCCUCGUCGGCCUCGAUUACAAACUGCACUUUGGAAGCAACCCAUACAUCUCCGGUGUCUCCGUCGACACCCUCCAUGACCGCAACGCUCGUCGCGUUUGCGACAUGCUGAAGCGCAAUGGCGGCCUUUACCUCAAGGCUGGUCAGGCCAUCGCCAUGCAGGGCAGUGUUCUACCCGACCACUACCAGCGCGUGUUUUCCGAAAUGUUCGACGAGGCCACGCCGUCUCCUUGGUCCGACGUCGAGGCCGUCAUUCGAGAGGACUUUGGACAGAGUGUCGAGCAGCUCUUCGGCCCUACUUUUGAACCUGAACCUCGUGCGGCGGCUUCCAUUGCCCAAGUUCACUAUGCACGGCUGUCGAACGGUCAAGAAGUUGCUAUCAAAGUGCAACGAAGACAGAUUGCCGCUCAGGUGUCGUCUGAUCUGUCGACGCUCAAGCGCAUGAUUGAGUUCACCGCCGAAGCAACCGAGAUUCCCAUGCAAUCGCUUGGGGAUUUCCUCGUGAACCACGUCAUGGAAGAGACCGACUUUGAGCAUGAAAGAUCCAAUGCAGAGCGCCUUGCGAGCUUCAUCCGCAAUGACCCACGGCUCCGCGACCAUGUCCACAUCCCCAAGGUCUACCACGAGCUGAGUUCGAAGCGCGUGCUGACGACAGAAUGGAUUCACGGCCUAAAUCUGUGGGAUAAAGACGGUAUAUCGGCGCCUUAUACGCCGACGGGCGGCGGCUUGGGUCUCAAGCUGGGCGACGUCAUGGAGACUGUCAUCGAGCUCUUCUCGGCCCAGAUGUUUCGCUACGGAUUUGUUCAUUGUGAUCCCCACCCUGGUAACAUAUUUGUGCGGCGCACGCCUUCGGGCAAGCCCCAGAUCGUUCUCCUCGACCACGGUCUCUACAUCACUCUCGCAGACAACCUGCGACUACAGUACGCCCAAUUUUGGAAGGGCCUCCUCACACAGGACACAGAGACCUUGACCAGUGUUUCAAAAGCCUGGGGCAUGCAGGAUCCGGAACCAUGGGCCGAUGCUUUCACCAUGAGAUCCAAGAACCUCGACAAGACGCGUAGCGACGAGACGCCGGAGGAGCGCGAGGAGCGCAUGAUUGCCGAAGCUGCUGGUUACUUCGGAACCGACGGGCUGUGGCCGCCGGAGCUGGUCUUCCUGGAGCGGAAUCUCGGCCUGGUGCAAGGCAGCAACCGAUUCCUCGGCUCGCCAGUCAAUCGCAUCAAACUCAUCGGGCUCGCGGCCAUGCGUUCGGUGGAAGCUAGUGGGCGAGAGCCCAUAUUGAAGGUUCUGCGGUCCAGAUGGUCUCUGUUCAUGUUGGACUGUGUCUUUUACCUGAGCAGCAUCAGGCAAUACUUUGGCUACGGUGGCGGGUUUGAGGAAGACCUGAAGGAAGAAGAGGAUAGGUCGGCACGGGAGCUCAAAGACGCACUUGCUGUCGUGUUGGGUAUAACGGUGGACUAGCAUGUCGGUCUCUCUGCGUGGUUCCAAAAGCUGAAAGCCAACUUCCCCUCUCACUUCAUAGCCAAAGUACAUUGUGCUGGUUCACUUAUUAGAAACGCCUCUUCUCAUCAAUAUCAUACACAAUAGAAAAUAAAAGGGGGCUGGUAUCCCAUCGAGUGCUGCUUGACGCCAUUUUUGCCAAGGGCGGGGUAGAG